CACCAGCGCUCUGUUCUCUGUGUCUCUGAUCAGAUGCUCGUUCUCUCUCUGAUGAACAGGUCAACAACGCUACGGCUCGAGUGAUGACCAAUAAGAAGAUGGUUAGCCCGUAUGCUAACGGAGAAGGCCUCAGCACGCUGCCCUACGCGGGGUGGAAGUUGAGUCCUAUGAUGAGUGCGAUGUACGCACCGGAGCUCUACGCAGUUCCAGGGUUUCCGUAUCCCACCAGCGCCGCCGCAGCAGCCGCAGCAUCCACCGCUGCGACCCUCAGAGGAGCGCAUCACCUGCGGGGUCGAGGCCGGCCUGUGUACGGAGCGGUGCGCGCCGCGGUCCCUCAGCCGGCCAUACAGGCCUACCCCGGAAUAGUGUUUCAGGACACUCUGGUUAGUAGCAGAAUGCCUCAGAGCGGCUACACUGCGUAUCGUUACACUCAGCCGACGGCGGUAGCGAGUCCAACAGCAGCAGCGGCAGCGGCGGCGGCAGCCUACAGCGACAGCUACGGUCGCAUGUACGCAGCAGAUCCGUACGCGGCUGCGCUAGCGGCUUCUCCAGCGGCGGCGGCGGCAGCAGCGUAUGGAGUCGGUGCGAUGGCCACUCUCUACAGAGGAGGAUACAGCCGCUUCUCACCAUAUUAAUACACUUUCAGAUUCACCGUCUCUCUGAAACUGCAACAGCUGCUGACCUCGGAGGGAAAAAUCCAAUCACACUCUUGGACAAAAAAAAAAAGAAAAAAAGCUAAACGCGUCUGUUACGAACGAACUUUGAAUAAGGAAUGCAACCAGUACAUCGGAGAAGGUGUUAGUUUUGUUUUGUUGUUUUUUUAAAGGAAACUUGACGACGUCGAACACUAAAUGAAAAGAGAUCUCUGACUGAGAAGCAAAUAAUUUCUUCCUCUGGCUUGUCUCUCUGCACAGAUGCAUGCAGUAACGGCUCUAGACUGCCUCUAGUGGCCAUUGAACUACAUGUGCACCGAGCGUCAGGACUGCAGUGAACACAUUUAGGCCACCCUUCACUGUCUCACACUACAAUAAUCAUCAAUAUUCUUUAAGAAAUAUAGACCUUCGUCCGGACCGCUCUUAUCUCCGUUUUUUUAGGAUCAUCUUGAAAUGAAAUUGGUGGAUCCCAUCAGCUCUGUAAGGGAGGACGAUGCUAUGAUCCCAAAUACAGCCACGUGAUGAGAGACUUCCAUCGUGGUUUUCCUCUCUCUGGAAAGAUCAUGGAUGAAAGAAACUCCAGCAGCUGUAACCGAUCACUGAAGCGUGACGCACACAACGGGACGACGUGUCAUAAUCAUCCGUCUUGCUGAAAGCUUUGUGUUCUUUAAACUGUACCUCUGUUCAGACCAAUUUCAAGAAGCGUACCUUUAAAAUUAAAUAGUCAUUAUAUGCAAGUAAACUAGAAUAGACACAAAAUUUUACCAAACAUUAUUAUUAUUAUUAUUAUUAUUAUUAUUGUUAUUAUUAUUGAUUAUUAUCGUCAUUAGUUUCUCAUGGUUGUGUGUGUUGGACAUCAUCUGAACCCACACUGAUACACAAAGGCAUAAUAGCAAGUAUCUAAAUUAUGCUACAAAAUAUUUACAUCUUUUUUCCUUCAGAUUUUGGGAUCGAAGAGCCCUUCUUUUGGAAUAUCGGCAAGCUCUUUUAUUAGCGUAGUUUUGUAAAAUAUGCAAAUUUCAGAAAAGUGUAUCAAAAGAGGUUUGUUGGUUUUUAAAGCAGCAGCAAACAGUAUUUUUGUCUUUCUUGCGGAGUGUGUCCUCUUUCCCUUCAGUAUAUUGGUAUCUUGCUUUUUGAAUUUUGGUUCCAAAGAAAAGUCAAGCAUGUUCUUGAUUUGUGUGUAAACGUAUUUGUAAUUCUAUUCUUUGGUUUAUUUUAGUUUUGUUUUGAUUUGUAUGAUAUAGGUUUUUGAUAUUGUUUGAAGUGGUUCGUUAAUUAUUUGAAAACAGCUGGACAUGGAUGGCAGCGUCCUGCUCCUGCGAUCCAAGACCGCUUUCUGUAUCUGUGAAAGAAAACACACCUGCAUUUCAAGGGGUUUUUUGUUUAGUUUUUUUUGCAAGACAUCAUGUUGAUUCUAGGUGUAAGUGUAUCUGGACCCAUGACUGAAACAUUUGAUCAUUAUAGAGUUUCAGAAUAAUGUGAGGAUGAUUCAUCGACACUGAUACUGUCCUAAAGAAAAACUGACCACAGUCUGAACACUAAACCAGACAGCUUUAUCUUAUUAGUUUUUUGUUUAAAUGGUACUUGCAGUCUAUGCAUACACUUUCCACAGUAUUAUAAGAGAUUAAAGUGAUCUCGGCUCCUAAAUUCUGACCUUCUGGCUUUUAAAGAUGCUUUUGGAGAAGAUCUUUCUGUCCUUCGUUGGUUUCUCCUGCAGCAGCGGCACUUCUCCGUGCCGUUCUGGACCAAUGGGAGCUCUUUACUAUGAUUAGACCGAUUUCUCACAUGACGCUCAUCUUCUGAUGAUGGAGUGAGAAGGUUAAAUCCCCUCCAUUCCUGCAGUAAAGGGUUAAAGAUGGCGUCUCUUUUAUUCUCCAUUCUUGCACCUUAUGAAUAUGAUACCUGUUCCACAUACUCUCCUUUGGUUUCCAGUGUAACCGUGUUUUUGAGUUGAACUCUUUCUCUACAUAUUCUGAUUCCAUUUGUGAUGUAUUUUGUAUCUAAAUGUCCAUAUAAA
Carassius carassius (crucian carp) is the source of this 2670-nucleotide messenger RNA. Its product is annotated as RNA binding protein fox-1 homolog 2-like. Gene Ontology annotation, biological process: regulation of alternative mRNA splicing, via spliceosome; nervous system development. Lineage: Eukaryota; Metazoa; Chordata; Actinopteri; Cypriniformes; Cyprinidae. Bases 84 to 635 code for a protein of 183 amino acids. The transcript is spliced from 7 exons. Gene Ontology annotation, molecular function: mRNA binding. The record is from RefSeq and is a predicted model, not a curated record. Gene Ontology annotation, cellular component: cytoplasm; nucleus.